AUGUCCAAUUCAAAUUCAACUACUCCUUCCUAUUUCAAACCAUUGGAAAUUAAAACUCUUCUCACUAAAAAGACUGAUCAUUUAGAUUUGGUCAAACCUCUCUCAAAAUUCAUUUCCAUUCAAUACGGAGAGAAUAUUCUAAGAGAUUAUGAAACACCCAUUGCUGCCAUUCAACAACGAAGAAAUGAAAUGAGAAAUCUUCAAGAGAGAAGUGAAGGAUCAAGAGAUUUAUGUAUUAGAUAUGCCAUCGAUGUCAUGCAAUUGGCCAAUCACUUUCCCAUUGAUACUGGUGUUCAACGUAUUCAACUCUCCUUCUCAUGGUACGAUAGUUUCUCUCGUGCUCGUACCUCUCAAGGUAAUUCCAAUUUUGAAAUUGCCAAUGUCUUGUUUAAUAGUGCUGUCUUGUCCCAUCAAUUGGGAUGUGCUCAAAAUAGAAACUCCGAAGAAGGAUGUCUAGAAGCAGCCAAACAUUUCCAAAUCGCAGCAGGACUCUUUUCAUACAUCCAAAAAAAGGUGUGUCCGAACAUUGUUGAAAAACUCAAUUUGGAUCUUACGACCGAAGUCUUGGAGUGUUUAAUUUUAUUAUCACUUGCCAAUGCUCAACAAUGUAUUUGUGAGAAGGCUCAUAAAAAGAAUAUGAAAAUAUCCAUUCUCUCUAAACUCUAUAUGGGUGCCUCUCAUUCCUUUAAAUUAGCAGCUGAAGUGAUCGAUUCAAGUCAAACCACAAAGAAUUUAUUUGACAAGACAUGGAAAUCCUAUUUGAGAUUUUGUCAAUUCUAUUAUGAAGCCUUUGCAUCUUAUUUGAUUGCCAUUGAAUUACAUGAACAAAUGUCCAUUGGAAAGGAAAUUACUCGAAUUAUUCAUGCUCAGAAUUGUCUUGUGGAUUGUUCUGAACAGACUCGAUCCAUUUCUGCCAUGCUAAAAAUGGCAAUGGAUGAACUGAAUACCAUUUUAGAUCGACUCUAUCAAACUGCUCAACUUGAAAAUUCAAAGAUUUAUCAUGAUCGAGUACCAGAACUCAAAGAUUUGGAACUUGUUGAGGCAAAGAGUAUGGCCAAGAUUCAAGAAGUGAAUGAUCUCUCUGAAUUAUUGAAAGAAAAGACGAUUGCAGAUCCAUUCUUUAAUUUAUUCCCAAUUCCAGUAAUGGAAGCAAAGCAAAAAUUUGAUGAAAAUCUUAAAAAGAGAAUGAAUGAAGUGUUUAGACAAGCACGUGAACAUCGUGAAUAUAUUCGGAAUGAAUUAUCUAAAAUGGGUUUACCAGGUUCCAUUAUGAUGGUUGACCAAAAAAGUGGUUUCCCCGAGGAUGUUCAUACCAAAAUUGCUAAAAUCAAAUUGGAAGGUGGUAUCAAUCGUUUGUAUGAAUUGAAACAAACAUUGGAUGAAAUGUCUCAAGAGACUAAAACACAACUUGAAUCUAUUACAAAGAAAUUAGAUGAAGAACAAAAAGAAGAUGAAGAAUGUAGACUUCAAUAUGGUGCUAAUCGAUGGCCAAGAUUGGAAUCUUCUAAAUUAACAUUUAAUUUAAGAAAACAAAUCUCUGAUUAUCAACAGAAAUUGAAAAUUGCCAUCAAUUCAGAUUCUCUCAUUGAAAAGAAGAUUAAUGAAAAUUCAGAAGUAUUCAAAUUGUUGGCACUUGAUCCAAAUUCACUCAAUGAUAAGAUGCCACAAUCUCUCUCUCAAUUGAAUGAAUCAUCUUCUCAAUUUGGAAAGUCUUUUUCAGAUCUAAAACUAUAUUUAGCACAAUUGGAUGACUUGUUGGAUCAGGAAUUACAAAUUGAAACAUCCAUUGCCAAUUCAAUCAAAUUACAAGAUAAGGAAAUUGAAUUGAAAUUACUCUCUUCUCAAUCCAAUUUGGAAUCUACUGUUCAACAAUUACUCUCUGAACAAGAAUCUAAAUUUAGAGAAUUAUUGAUCGAUUUUCCUCAAAAAGAAAAUACUUAUUUACAAUCCAUUCAAGAAUCGAAUCGACUAUUUGAACAACAUCGAUCACAAAAUUCUCUUCAAGCACAACGAGAACAGUUGUUACAAUUUGUGUAUAAUGGAAUUAACAAACAUUAUGAAAUUGCUUCAAAUUUACAAGAAGGUAUUACUUUCUACACGACCAUGCAAGACAUUACAAGGAAAUUGAUGAAUCGAGUCGAUGAUUUCAUCUUUGCAAGAAAGACUGAAAAACAAGACAUUAUGUUGAAUAUUCAACAACAAUUGAGUGGUGUGACCAUUGAUCCACAGUAUAAUUAUAUGGCCAUGAGUCAGAGUGGUGGUGGUAUUCAGAGUAGAACCCAAAUGAGUAGUAGCCUGAGUAGCCUGAGUAGUAGUAAUCCCACUACCACCACCAAUACCACCACCAUUCAACCUCAAUCCUAUACAAUGCCCAAUGUGGCCUAUACCACUCAACCUACCCCUCCUACUCCUCAGCAGUAUCAACAACAACCUCAAUACAUGCAGCAAGGAGGAGGUGCAUUUGGUCAAUAUGGUCAAGUGCCACCACAAUUUGUUCCUCAACAACAACCUUAUUACAAUCCAAAUGUGUAUCAACAACCUCAAUAUCAGCAACAACAACAACCACCAUACAGAAGACAAUAA
Molecule: messenger RNA, 2583 nt
Organism: Naegleria fowleri
Lineage: Eukaryota; Heterolobosea; Eutetramitea; Acrasida; Naegleriidae
Exons: 2
Coding region: 1-2583 (860 amino acids)
Biological process (GO): protein transport to vacuole involved in ubiquitin-dependent protein catabolic process via the multivesicular body sorting pathway
Cellular component (GO): endosome
Molecular function (GO): protein binding
Source: RefSeq, a predicted model, not a curated record